CCCGCUGGGUAGGGGGGCUCGCGGGGUCAGCAAUGCUGCCCGAAUGUUGCUCCUGGGUUUUGCUGUUUGCUUCUCUUGAUGGAGACCUGAAGAACAUGAAUCUGGAUCUCUGCUGCUUAUAUUCAUUUUCAUGCUGAAGUGUCUACUAAGGCUAAACUUGCUUUAUGUGCUGCUGAGAGAAUGUAGUGGCAAUGAUAGCUGAACCCAAUUCCGUUGUUAAUCUCCCCAACCACAAAGAAAAUGGGAUCCAUGAGGAGAUUGUCCCUGAACCCACUGCUCAAAAUGGCAACUGUUUAAGAAAUGGCAGUGUUAAAACUAUUAAAGGGAAAAGAAAAAUCCGUGAGCAGUGUGAAAACAGAAGACGAAACUCUUCCAGUAGCAGAAGGUCGAACCAGCCACAAAAUGGAGAUGUGGUUGAAGCAGUUACCUUAUUUGAAGUGGUUAGCAUGGGCAAAAGAGCUAUGCAGUCUGUGGUCGAUGACUGGGUUGAAGCUUAUAAGAAAGAUCGUGAUGUGGCCCUUCUGGACCUUAUCAAUUUCUUCAUUCAGUGCUCAGGCAGCCAAGGAAUGGUUACUGCAGAGAUGUUCCAGAGUUUACAGAACUGUGACGUGAUGCAGAAAAUGACAGAGACAUUCGAUGAAGAAACAGGACUGCAGUAUAAAAAGUUCAUGGCUUAUCCCUGGAUUUUGACAGUUACUUGGCCAGUGGAUAUGGACAAUGAAGACUACCCACUCGUCAAACCGGGGUCCUACUGGAAGAAGUUCAGAGCCAAUUUUUGCGAGUUCAAUGCGGUGCUGAUCCAGCAGUGUCAGUGCAGCAUCCUCUCUGACAGCUAUUUGAUGGACACCAUCAUCUCUAUGCUCACUGGCUUGGCAGACUCCAUGGUCAGAGCAUUCAGGCACACCAGCACUUUAGCAGCUAUGAAGCUUCUGACAGCACUUGUAAAUCUAAAUCUCAGUCUAGAUGCAAGUAAGAGGAACCUUGAAAGAUUAUAUGAGGUGGAGAAGAGCAGAACUACUGGCAAGAGGACCAAUAGUAGACUGGACCAGCUAGAGAAAAAAAGAAAAGAGUAUGAACAGAAGCCUCUGGAGAUAGAGAAUAUGAUGAAUGCUAUUUUCAAAGGAAUCUUUUUGCAGCGCUAUCGUGACAUUAUUCCAGAGAUUCGGGCCAUUUGUAUUGAAGAAAUGGGCAGCUGGAUGAAAAUUUACCCCAAUACAUUCUUAAAUGAUAGUUACUUGAAAUACAUUGGAUGGAUGCUCUAUGAUAAACAACCUGAAGUGCGGUUAAAGUGCCUUCAGGGACUACAGGGAAUAUAUGACCAAAAAGAACUUGUUUCUAAAAUGGAUCUCUUCACUAGCAGGUUCAAGGAUCGAAUUAUGUCCAUGACACUGGACAAGGACCAUGAAGUAGCAGUUCAAGCCAUGAAACUCCUGAUGCUCAUGUCACAGAACUGUGAAGAUUCAUUGUCAUCUGAAGACUGUGAAACCUUAUACCAGUUUGUUUACACCACCCACCGACCACUGGCUGUAGCAGCUGGGGAGCUACUUUACAAAAGACUGAUUGUCCAGGAAAUUGAUAUGGAAGCAUUCUCAAAAAGAAAUGGAAAACUGGAAACCAUUGCUAGCCAGCUGAAAACACUAAUAAUUUUCUUCUUGGAGAGUGAGCUUCAUAGUCACGUCACGUACCUUGUAGAUAGCCUGUGGGAUUGGUCCAUGAAUUUACUGAAAGACUGGGAGGGCAUGACAGCUCUCUUAUUGGAAAAUGCUGAUGAUCAGAAAGAAGCGCUGAGUGAUGCCCAAGAGAGUGCCCUCACUGAGAUAAUCUUAGCAACUGUCCGAGAAGCUGCUGAAGGUCAUCCUCCUGUGGGCAGAGGGGGCGCCAAGAAAAUCCUAUCCACCAAAGAGAAGAAGGUACAAGUGGAAGAUAGUAUUAAAAUUACUGAACAUUUCACUGUGGUGCUUCCUCAACUCUUGGCAAAGUAUUCCGAAGAUGCAGAAAAACUGACAAACCUCCUGCAAAUUCCACAGUAUUUUUAUUUAGAUUUGUAUGGUACUGGACCUCUGGAAAAGCACUUGGAUGCCUUGCUAAGAGAGGUGAAAGCCAUUGUAAUGGACCACAGUAACAUGGAUGUCCUGGAGGCCUGUUCCAGGCUGUACUAUAUUCUUUGCAAUGAAGAACUUCCCAUAUAUAACAAAGUGGCUCUUGCUAGAACUGAACUGGUCAACGAAUUGGUGAACCAACUAAAUCAGCUCUUGGGAUCGUUUUUAAGUGAGUGCUCUCAUCCCAGCACCAAAUCGUCUACUUCACAGGGAGAAGGUCUCUGUGCAGAAGAAGAAGGGAUUCACUGUAUAUACUCCACUUUGAGAAGAAUAACUGCUUUUCAUAAUGCCCAUGAUCUCUCCAGGUGGGAUCUCUAUGACAAGAUGUCUGAGCUGCUUGUUUUUGAGAUGGAACACAGCUGCUUACCUGUUCAGAUUAUUUUGCCUGCUUUACAGUGUGCUUAUUUUGCACUUCUCUGGCAGCUAGCUUCUGUGGGAAAGAAGCCGUCUUCCAAGGAAAACCUCUUUGUUCUGAAAACACAUUUGAGGCAUUACUGCCAUGUUUGCUCAUGCUGCUUCAGCCACAGCCACAGAGAUGUUCGUGAGACGGCUUUUAUGGUGCUUUGUGAUUUUCUGAUGAUCGUGAGUCAUCAAGAUACAAGUGAUGAUGGAACUCUUGGGCUACUGGAAUAUCUUCCCAGUGAGACUCUUCAGUCCAAAAUGCUCCUGUUCAUUCAGGAUCACAUUUUCACAGAGGAAGAAGACAAAGCCAAAGACUUGGCAGAAGAAGAGGACAGGAACCAGGAUGGCCAGAAACUGGAUAUCUUGCACAUGAAGCGAUGCCUCCUUGCAGCAUAUUGCAAGUUAAUCAUCCAUAACGUUAUUGAGAUGACUGCAGCUGCUGAAAUUUAUAAGCAUUAUAUGAAGUCUUAUAAUGAUUUUGGAGAUAUAAUUAAAGAAACCUUGAGCCGAACCAGGCACAAUGACAAAAUUCAAAGCGCAAAGACAUUGAUCCUCUGUUUACAGCAGCUGUUUCAGAGGCAUGUUGAAAGCCAGGACGGCGGCAGCACAGACACUUCCUCUGCCUCCUUUAACCACAUUAAAGAGCUUGCACGGCGCUUUUCUUUGACAUUUGGUUGGGACCAAGUGAAAACUCGGGAAUCUAUAGCCAUGAUACACAAAGAAGGUAUUGAAUUUGCCUUUCAAGGAGCAGCUGGAAUGGAAGGGAAGUGCCUGCCUCCCAAUCUAAACUUUCUGAUGAUCCUCAGUGAAUUCUCCAAUAAGCUUCUAAAGCCUGACAAAAGACUUGUGUACAGUUACUUGCUGAGAUAUGUACCUGAUCCAGCACUUUCUAGAGCAGAUUCCUGGCACUCCUUGGGUUGGUACAGGACCUCUUUGCUAGCCAGUGAAGAGGAGGAUUCUGCUGCCAGCAGCUUAAACGAGUGGGCGCCUGUGAGUGUUGCUAAGACACCUUUUAAAAGGAAAUUUUCUGAAGGAAGUUUGCACAAAUCAAGUAACACUGAGAGAACGAAUAGAACUUCAGAUAUCCAUUACUCAGCUCAUCUCCCUUCCUUGGCACCAAGGAGCAGGAAAAGGCUAAAAUCUCACAACAGUUGUCUCCAAGAAUAUUCUCCAUUGCUCACGUCUGCAAAUCUUAAAAGAAAAAAUAGCUGCCAAGUUGCAAUCAAAGUUGAAGAGAUUCCAUCAGAAGAUGCUGAUGUUGACGUUGUUGGUGCUGAUCAGGAGACAUGAGAUUCCAAGACAUCUGGUCAGAAACCGUUACUUUGCUGAUUCACAAGAAAGAAGUGAUCGC
Messenger RNA from Gekko japonicus, 3852 nucleotides. Its product is annotated as cohesin subunit SA-2-like. The record is from RefSeq and is a predicted model, not a curated record. Gene Ontology annotation, molecular function: chromatin binding. Gene Ontology annotation, biological process: sister chromatid cohesion. Bases 192 to 3791 code for a protein of 1199 amino acids. The transcript has 34 exons. Gene Ontology annotation, cellular component: nucleus; chromatin; cohesin complex. NCBI's taxonomy places the organism in Eukaryota, Metazoa, Chordata, Lepidosauria, Squamata, Gekkonidae.